AUGCCUGGGAUAGUUUGUUUCCAUGGGCUUGCCUUCGGCCCAAGUGCAUCAAGGGAAGAGUUAACGUCUGAGAAAGGCAAACUUUGCUAUUUCAGUGGAAGAGGACGAACGGAAUCUAUACGGUGGCUGUUGGCCGUCGCUGGUGUUGCAUUUGAAGAAGAAUUUCUGGAAAGCAGAAAGCCGUAUGGAAUGUUACUGCAAGACAGAGCCCUGUUGUUUCAGCAAGUGCCCACGGUGGAGUUCGAUGGGAUGAAGAGGGUGCAGAGCAGAGCCAUCCUCAGCUACGUGGCCGGAAAGCACAAUCUCUAUAGAAAGGGCCUGAAGGAGAGAGCCUGAUACAGCAACUUCAGACCUCUAAGCACUAGAUGAUCAGUUUUGAACUGUGACUAGUUUUGUAGUCAAUGGAAAGAAAUAGGUGCCUUCAGGUGGCAGUUUAUCUGACCUGGAAGGCAUAGAUAACCUCUUAGGUAUGCUUUCAGUCUCAUGCUACAAACUGCACAAGUGCAGAGUAGAAAUCGGAUGUUUCUAUCUCCAAGUCUGUGAGACAGCUCAGUGGUAGGCUGACACUGUCUAGAGCUGGGACAGCACUUGUACUUUGGGCUAUCAGAUUUUUAACACGAGUGGAAUUUCAGAGUUCGAUCAGGCUGUGCGGGGCUUUGUCUCGUCAAGUUCUGAAUAUUUCCAGAGACAGAGAUUCGACAGCCUCUCUG
Messenger RNA from Rhea pennata, 710 nucleotides. Its product is annotated as glutathione S-transferase 3-like. The transcript has 4 exons. Bases 1 to 336 code for a protein of 111 amino acids. The record is from RefSeq and is a predicted model, not a curated record. Lineage: Eukaryota; Metazoa; Chordata; Aves; Rheiformes; Rheidae. Gene Ontology annotation, molecular function: glutathione transferase activity. Gene Ontology annotation, biological process: glutathione metabolic process.